Daldinia vernicosa is the source of this 1049-nucleotide messenger RNA. Its product is annotated as NAD(P)-binding protein. The coding region runs from base 1 to 1044 and encodes 347 amino acids. Lineage: Eukaryota; Fungi; Ascomycota; Sordariomycetes; Xylariales; Hypoxylaceae. Gene Ontology annotation, molecular function: oxidoreductase activity. The record is from RefSeq and is a predicted model, not a curated record. The transcript is spliced from 2 exons.
AUGUCAUCAGCUUGGAAACAGCUACACACGGGCCGAGGGCUCUACAAAUCAUUCUUACAUCUUGGACGAGUCCAACAACGACAAUCCUUCAGUAACUCUGCAUCAUUAACCAUGAACGUUGCUCUACUUACCGCCUGGGGCAAGCCACCCAAGUAUAUCACUGGGGCACCAUCCCUCCCAGCCCCGUCACCGUCUCAGCUCCAGCUCAAAGUACUAGCUGUAGGCGUCCCUCGCGCCGUGAAAGGUCGCGCACUUGGGAAACAUUCCAGCGUCAAGGGUGGGCUGCCUUAUGACCCCAGCGUUGAUGGCGUCGGGUUAGAUGAAUCUACGGGGAAAAAGUACUAUAUUGCGCCCGUGGCGGCCCCCCUUUUCGCCGAGCGCGCUAAUGUUGAACGACACUUAACGGCCGAGCUGCCUUCGGAAGCUGACCCUGUCACUGUGGCCGCACUAGCGAAUCCCGUCAGUAGCAGUUGGAUGGCCCUGAAUGUUCGCGUCACUGGCGGCUGCAAGGGGCGUAACUUAUUUAUCGUCGGUGCUACUUCCGAAAGUGGCCGCCACGCCGCCCGUGUUGCUCGCCAGCUCGGCGCUGCCAAGAUUGUGGGCGCCUCACGCACUCAAGAGACUCUCGACAAGGUCGAGGGCCUUGACGAACGUGUUCUUCUUACCGACCCCUUCGAGGUACCGAAAACAGUUGGACCUAUAGACAUCGUAUUAGACUACGUCGGCGGCCCUACCAAUGUGGCCGUUAUGAAGAGUGUCGAGAUACAAGAAGGCAAGGGCUUACAGUAUAUCAGUGUUGGUGGCGUCGCAGGACAUGAGAACUUGGUUAUACCGGCCAGUUUACUAAAUGCCCGAGAUAUCCGCAUACUUGGAUCUGGAAUGGGUGGUAUCACAAUGGAUGAUAUCCUGAAGCAAAUGCCAGGGUUGGUUGCUUUUCUUAGCAAGAUAAAGAGGCCUGCAAAUAUCGUCACCGCUCCUUUGGCUGACAUAGAGGCUGCUUGGGACUCUACUGGGGAGAAGGAGAGACUUGUGUUGAUCCCUUAGAGGGC